AAUUCAAGCCGCCAGCUUUCGUCAACUACGUCCACCUCGCCUUCCGUACAGGCUGCAAACCCUCCUCCACCAGCGGCCAAAUUUGGACCUCCAAAAGGCGGGCACGCUUUGUUGCAUUUCGGCAACACCUGCGCCUUGUUGAGCUUUUCCAUGACAGACGUGUUUCUUCUGCGGUCUUUGGCUCUGGUGGCUACGACAUGCGGAGUCGUCUACAAUCUGACUCACUCUCCACCCCUUCGCAUACCGGCUCUCUGGGGCAUGGUCUUUCUGGCGGUGAACGGCACCAUGAUCCUCUCCUUGCUGUUCGAGGACGAGGAGAUCGCCUUUUCCAAGGAGGAGCUCGAGCUCUUCGAGGAGCAUUUCUUGCCCUACACCCUGACGCCGACCCAGUUCCGGCGCUUGCUGAGCACUGCUGAGUGGAAAGACGUGCCCGCCGGCACGGCGCUUGCCGUUGAAGGAGAGCCGCUGGACAGGCUGGUCCUGAUUGCGAGGGGGAAGGUAGCCGCCUUCGUCAACGGGGUGGGUGGCAAGGAGGGGCAGCGAAGGAGGGAGGGGAAGCAAGGAGUUGGAGGGAUCCCCAUCCAGUCUUUUUCUACUUUUCCUGGCGCCCGUGAGACGGAGAUAAACCAAGGCAUGGACAGCGGGGCUUGGAUCGGCGAGAUCAACUUCUUGGAUCAAGAGAAGAAGGACACGAACCUAUCCCGGAGUGUGACGCAUGCCAUCAACGGAGCUUUGAUCGGAAAGCUCCUGUCCUUCACCUCUCACACCAAGGAGGCCAAUAGUGAGGCAUACGAGGAGAUCAUGGCCACGGUGCUAGUUGAUAAUAGGGUGGAGCCCUCCGAGAAGGCCUUCAUUCGCGAGUAUAGGCAGAAACACGGCAUCUCUGAUGCGGUGCACCGCGAGACGUUGGCCAAGUUGGGUUGGAAGGUCGAGGAGUUCCAAGACGGCAGCAAGCAUGACAAGGCAUUCAGCCAUGAAACAGUGGGGGCUCUGCAACGGAUCAAUGAGGGGCUAAUUCGCCGGCAGACCAUCGAGUUGCAGCAGGAGGAGGAACGGCAGUUGGCAGAGGAGGAGGAGAAGGAAAUGCACCAGAGAGGGGAGGGACGAGUCAGCGAGGAUUGAGGGAUACUGAUGCCAAUUGGACCUUAAGCGAUAAUAGAAGGUUUAGAGCAAGAGGAGAGGAACUCGAGAGGGUGAAGAGUGAGAUAUACAUGGGGCAAGAAAAAAUUAAAUGGGAUUGACUGCGACAUGUGAAUCGCCGAGGCAUUAAAAUCAGCGAGCGAACCCUUUUUAGGGUCUAAAGCCGCCGUAAGGUGGGAAUUCAUAUCAUUCAGCACUGUGAAUAUUGAGAAAGAAGAUGAUGGCAAGGAAAAAAUGGGAAAGACUGUCGACGCGGCAGGGUGCAUGCAGUACGAUCAAC
Nannochloropsis gaditana CCMP526 is the source of this 1420-nucleotide messenger RNA. Its product is annotated as cyclic nucleotide-binding domain protein. The annotation marks the transcript as partial. The transcript has 9 exons. The record is from RefSeq and is a predicted model, not a curated record. Gene Ontology annotation, cellular component: sarcolemma. Gene Ontology annotation, molecular function: cAMP binding.